CCCGGCCCGCGCCUGGCCCGGUGUAGGAGGUGUCGGUGAUCUCGCCCCGCUCCAUCUUGAACUCGUGCUCCAGCUGCAUCUUCUUGGAGAUGACAUUUUUGAGGAGGCUGGAGGCGAACCUGGACUUCUUGUUGGACCCCUUCCCGCCGCCCUCCGCAGCCGGCGGCUCUCCGGCCUCGGCGGCAUCGCCGAGGUCCAGCAGGGUCACCACCCGGGAGCCCGCCCGCAGCCGCCGCGGCGUCUCGACGUGGGCGAUCUCCCCAUCGAGCUUGCUGACCACGAACUCAAGGGCUUUGGUCUGCGAGCGGCCGGAGCGCAGCAGGCUGGGUUCGGCUCUCGGCCCCAGACUGCCGCACUUGAGGUCCAGGUGGUACCAUGACAACCUCACCCGACACGCAGCAGAGGCGCUGCUGCUCUCCAAUGGGCAGGAUGGGAGCUAUCUUUUGAGGAAGAGUAAUGAAAGGGAAGAUUUGUACUCCCUCUCUGUAAGGGGAAAAGAUUCCGUGAAACACUUCCAUGUUGAACAUACAGGAACUUCAUUCAAAUUUGGAUUUAAUGAAUUUUCUAGCUUGAAGGAAUUGGUCAUGCAUUUUGCAAACCAGCCUUUAAUUGGCAGUGAAACAGGAACUUUAAUUGUAUUGAAGCAUCCCUACCCACGGGAAGUGGAAGAACCUUCCAUUUAUGAGUCUGUCCGAGUUCACACUGCAAUGCAGACGGGAAGGACAGAAAGUGACCUUGUCCCAAAUGCUCCCUCACUUGGUACCAAAGAAGGAUAUUUGAUAAAACAAGGCAAAAUAGUCAAGAACUGGAAGACAAGGUGGUUUACACUGCAUAGGAAUGAACUUAAGUAUUUCAAAGACCAGACAGCCACGGAACCGAUUCGAGCACUUGACUUAACUGAAUGCUCAGCUGUGCAAUUUGACUAUUCCCAGGAAAGAGUCAAUUGUUUCUGCUUGGUGUUCCCACUAAGGACAUACUACCUGUGUGCAAAAACUGGGAUAGAAGCAGAUGAGUGGAUUAAAAUACUGCGGUGGAAACUGUCACAAAUAAGGAAGCAGCUGGAGGAGCGCAACGCCACCCUCAGUUCCUAGCUGUGUGCCAGCGCUCCUGCUCCACUGGCAGGAACCGCCUCUCUCCAAGGGAAAGGCAUUGCUUACCAGAGGGCAACUUCACCUCUGCAGUGCUGUCUGUGCCCCUACCCAGAUGUCACCCAGCUCUGCACACACAGGAUCCUGCAGCUCUGGGGCUGCCGAGUCACACGUGGGGACAGUUGCAAAACCACAGCGUGGGUUUGAUACAUGUGGUGUGUACACCUGUAACGCACUUAAUUCAAACACCUGCCAACCAAGCACAGAAGUGGUCACUGUUCAAAACUUUUGUGGUUAUUCAGAGCACUCUUAAUAAUUUAUUGCAAGCUCCAUCACAACUAACCAUUGGUAUCAUAUUCUGUAACCUUGAGCCUCUUACUUAAAAUGGGUCCUUUCUGGAAACAUUAAAUAUCUUUUUAUUACCUGUUUAGGCUUUAAACCAAAAGAAAAAUGGUAGAAGUAAGUACAUUUUGUAAAUAGUAUCUAUAUUGCAAUCCAGAGAGUAUUUCAAGGCCCUUUUUCAAUAUCCCAGAUGCAUGACACUUAGAUCUGGUUAAACACAUUUUUACCACAGUGAUGGCUACAAGUGAACACUUGUUUCAAACAGCAUCUGUAGGUAAUGGCGAGCACCAUCCUGCAAGCACACUUCUAUACAAACCAGGGUUAUGAGAAACAGUAGCUGCUUCCUGGCACUCCUAGCACACGUUUAACAGCAUUGCGGCUCACUACAGAGACAAGAAGUGGAACCCCAGGACACUGGUGGUGUACUCAAAAUAGAUGUUCCAUUUGGAAGAAAAGUUUGACACAGUAGAGAGGCUCAAGACCAGCUUGACCCAGCUGCAAGAGCCCCUGAGCACUCCUGUGCCUCCUCAAGGAGCGGGAAAGAGGGGGGACUCUCUCUCCCUACAUAAUGCUCAAAUUUAUGCUGAAACAGCAUCUGUUCCCUCUCCUGCUAUGCAAAACUGUGGCCUGUGUUUGGUAAUGCUUGUGCAGCAGGUGUUUGAUAAUUGCCUUUACUGGGAGAAGAGUGCAGAAGAGGAAGGCAAAAGUACACUGGAAGAAGGAGAAAAACCUAGACUUGGACAUAUGGACAGCAUUUUAUUUCAGCUUAGAAAUUCAAAGUAUUUGUAAAUAUUUUUAUACAGACUGUUUUCUGAGUAAAAUGUCAUUAUAAAACUA
Molecule: messenger RNA, 2267 nt
Organism: Corvus hawaiiensis (hawaiian crow)
Lineage: Eukaryota; Metazoa; Chordata; Aves; Passeriformes; Corvidae
Gene: DAPP1
Product: dual adaptor of phosphotyrosine and 3-phosphoinositides 1
Exons: 9
Coding region: 90-1091 (333 amino acids)
Source: RefSeq, a predicted model, not a curated record